AACCGAUAACUGAGCGCGGUUGGUCAGCUGUCAACGCGGCAGUUGGCAACGCGGUGCCACUGUCAAAGCAAACCGAUAAAAAAAAGUUGUCUCCGCAUUAAGAGCUCCACAGGAAUAUUUUCCAGCAUUUCGAAAAUAUGAUACGGGCACCGCUAGUCAAGGCGCUGGGCGCUCUGGGCUCGCCCACACAUCAGAUGGCCAGCCGGGCAGUGCGCACCAGCGCCAUGGUGGCCCAGACGCCGGCGAAGGCGCCCGAGAAGAUCGAGGUCUUUGUGGACGACAUUCCCGUGCAGGUGGCACCCGGCACCACCGUGCUGCAGGCCGCUGCCCAGAUCGGCGUGGAGAUACCCAGAUUCUGCUACCACGAACGACUCGCCGUGGCCGGCAACUGCAGGAUGUGCCUGGUGGAGGUGGAGAAGAGCCCCAAGCCAGUGGCCGCCUGCGCCAUGCCAGUGAUGAAGGGCUGGCGCAUCAAGACCAACUCCGAUCUGACCCGCAAGGCACGCGAGGGCGUCAUGGAGUUCCUGCUGAUGAACCAUCCCCUCGAUUGCCCCAUCUGCGACCAGGGCGGCGAGUGCGAUCUGCAGGAUCAGGCCAUGGCUUUUGGAUCCGAUCGAUCCCGCUUCACGGACAUCAACUACACGGGCAAGCGCGCUGUGGAGGACAAGGACAUCGGACCGCUGGUCAAGACCAUCAUGACCCGCUGCAUCCACUGCACUAGGUGUAUUCGCUUCGCCUCCGAGAUCGCCGGCGUUGAUGAUUUGGGCACCACUGGCCGUGGCAACGACAUGCAGAUCGGCACCUACGUGGAGAAGCUCUUCCUCACUGAACUCUCCGGCAACGUGAUCGACCUGUGCCCCGUGGGAGCGCUUACCAACAAGCCGUACAGCUUCGUGGCUCGUCCCUGGGAGAUCCGCAAGGUGAGCAGCAUUGAUGUCCUGGAUGCCGUCGGCAGCAACAUUGUGAUCAGCACUCGGACCAACGAGGUGCUGCGCAUUCUGCCCCGCGAGAACGAGGACGUCAACGAGGAGUGGCUGGCCGACAAGUCGCGCUUCGCCUGCGAUGGCUUGAAGCGCCAGCGCCUGGUGGCACCCAUGGUGCGCAUGCCCAACGGCGAACUACAGGCCGUGGAGUGGGAGGGCGCCCUCAUCGCCGUGGCUAAGGCCGUCAAGGCUGCCGGUGGACAGAUUGCCGGUAUCUCCGGCCAGCUGGCCGAUCUGGAGGCUCAAGUGGCUCUCAAGGAUCUGCUGAACCGUCUGGGCAGCGAGGUGGUCACCACUGAGCAGGGCUUCGUCCAGGGCGGAACCGAUUCGCGGGCCAAUUAUCUGUUGAACAGCACCAUCGCCGGUUUGGAGGAGGCCGACGCCGUCCUCCUGGUGGGCACCAAUCCCCGUUACGAGGCUCCCUUGGUCAACACCCGUCUGCGCAAGGCCUAUGUCCACAACGAACUGCAGAUUGCCUCGAUUGGACCCAAGAUUGAUCUGUCCUACGACCACGAGAACCUCGGUGCCGAUGCCGCUUUGGUCAAGGAUGUGUGCUCCGGCUCGCAUGCCUUCUCCAAGGUUCUGGAGGGUGCCAAGAAGCCGGCCAUCAUCAUUGGUGCCGAUCUGUUGGAGCGUGCCGAUGGCGCCGCCAUCCACGCCACCGUUGCCGAGUACUGCAAGAAGCUGAAGAAGCCGAACUGGAACGCCUUCAACGUGCUGCAGAACAACGCCGGCCAGGUGGGCGCCCUCGAUGUGGGCUACAAGGCUGGCGCACAGGUUGCCCUGAAGGCUCAGCCCAAGGUGCUGUUCCUGCUGAACGCCGAUGCCGGCAAGGUUACUCGCGAGCAGCUGCCCAAGGACUGUUUUGUGGUCUACAUUGGAUCGCAUGGUGACAAUGGCGCCUCCAUUGCCGAUGCCGUGCUGCCAGGUGCCGCCUACACAGAGAAGCAGGCCAUCUACGUGAACACGGAGGGCAGACCACAGCAGACGCUGCCUGGUGUCUCGCCACCGGGCAUGGCCCGCGAGGACUGGAAGAUCCUGCGCGCCCUGUCCGAGGUGGUGGCCCAGCCGCUGCCGUACGACAACCUGGAUGAGCUGCGCAACCGCCUGGAGGAUGUGGCGCCGCAUCUAACGCGCCUGGGACAGUUGGAGCCAGCCGGCGAUGCCGGAGCAGCGGGCACUGUUAGCAAGUCCAUCGGCGGCGGCCCCAUCGAUGUUCAGCUAAAGGAGCUAAAGGACUACUUCAUGACCGACGCCGUCUCGCGCGCCUCGCCCACCAUGGCCAAGUGCAUAUCGGCGGUCAACAAGCAGCAGCGGGAGAACGAGGCCAAGCAGAGCGUGGCCAUCUAGGCUUCCACCCUCGCUUCCGGUCUGAUCUAAACUAAUAACUAAUUAAUGUUUUUUUUAAACUCUGCUCUUCGACCUUUUGCCCCGCACUCCCCCCUUAAAUAUCUACCAACGGACACAAAGACAGCAGGACGAGCCGCAGGAUGGGCCAGCGCAGGUGUGGGACGAGGAGCAGGAUCAUAGCAGACGCAGCUGCAGAGGCGCCAGCGCUGGGGCAGUUGUAAAUGAAAAUGUCUUUGAAGUUGUUCAAAACAAAGGAGUUAUUCAAUACGAGAAAUAGGAAAACCAAAAUAAAAAUGUAAUAGAAAA
Drosophila suzukii is the source of this 2639-nucleotide messenger RNA. It is a transcript of the gene ND-75, whose product is annotated as NADH dehydrogenase (ubiquinone) 75 kDa subunit. Gene Ontology annotation, cellular component: membrane. The record is from RefSeq and is a predicted model, not a curated record. NCBI's taxonomy places the organism in Eukaryota, Metazoa, Arthropoda, Insecta, Diptera, Drosophilidae. Gene Ontology annotation, molecular function: NADH dehydrogenase (ubiquinone) activity; iron-sulfur cluster binding. Gene Ontology annotation, biological process: cellular respiration; ATP synthesis coupled electron transport.